This is a messenger RNA of Dreissena polymorpha, 3840 nucleotides long. RefSeq lists its product as uncharacterized. Gene Ontology annotation, molecular function: ubiquitin-protein transferase activity; metal ion binding. Lineage: Eukaryota; Metazoa; Mollusca; Bivalvia; Myida; Dreissenidae. The transcript has 18 exons. The record is from RefSeq and is a predicted model, not a curated record. Bases 113 to 2149 code for a protein of 678 amino acids.
CCCAGAGCGAGGCAAAAAAGGAAGACAUUAAUAUCCAAUAUACUGUUAACUUUGCUUUAACCAGGCAUGUUUGAUAAGAUAAGUGUUAAUGUAUUUGUGAACACAGCCAUAAAUGGAUACGAAGAUCAACGAAGAUUUUGAGCUGAUCAGAAUCAACACUAGGGACAUACUGACGUUACUGCAACGACAGGAGGAAUGUGGAGGAAAUGUGUGCAGAAACGCUGCUUCUCUUGCAAAGCUGAAACAUGACUUAGAGGCCCUAACUCAGCGAGUAUCAUCAGCGGAAGAAUCGGUACAAGAGAGGAUCGAAAGGAAAAGAAACGAGAAAUACAUGCGUCAACGCUUCGACGAGUUUCAUACGCAGGUAGAUGAAAUGCAAAAUCUUCUCCGUCAUGUGCAAAUCGGAAGCGUUACGAAUAGUAAAUCCCUCGAGUCCACACCUGAUCGGGAUGCUUCGGGGAAUAACCCUGUCUUAGAGACUGAGAAAUGUACAGUAAUAAGUGAGGCUGGAGUUCAAAUCCAUGUGGGUGGCACAGUACAGACAGAUGUCAAUGUCCCACACCGUAAUCAGAAUAGCUACAAUUCCGACAAUACUGCUCGCACGACACGAACAGAUUUGGGUUCAUCAUCGAUGCGAGGCAAUUUAUUUAAACCUGAAACCAGUCAACAAGAAUUAAUACAUCAGACUUCGUCUGAUCCAACUACAGUAGCAGAAACAAGAACGAACCCACCCGGAGUCGUGUCUCCAUCGGGACAGGCAACGAAUUCGGCAAUGGAUACAGGCACCUGGAUCGAUUUAGCAAACAUGGCAAUGGCAGACGCCCGGUUACGGAUGCAAUCUUUAAAAGGAUUUCAUACCGUCUUGUUGCUAGACAUAUCAGAAAGUAUGCUUUAUGGUAACGCAUGGGCGCAAGCAAAAACAUUCGUGCAUGAAUUUCUCGAAGGGUUACAAGAACACGAACCCCUAUAUCAACAUCCGGGUCGGAAGGAACACGUAGCACUUGCAACAUUCGGUCACAAAACCCAGCUCGAUGUGUUAAUGACAACUGACUUCACUGCGAUUCGAGAUACCAUAGAGUCCAUACAGUUGGGAGGACCAAGUCCACUUUAUGGAGGGCUUAUGUUCGCUUUGGCAGGUGCAUUGGCAGCACAGAUUCCUUCAGAUAACCCGGAGCACACCAAGAACCUCGUAAUACCCAACCGUAUCAUUGUGAUCUCGGAUGGUCGCCCUACUGAGACUUCUAGGGCAGGUGGGCCUGACAUCGCCGACCAGCAAGCACAGGAUCAGACCUUUGCCGAAAUUGUGAACGGAAUGCAUAUUUCAGACAGCAGGUUUAUAUCUGUAUUCCACGUUGGCGUUGGUGAUUACGACAGGAAUUAUUUAGAAAUGAUGACUGCGGACUUGCCAUGCAACAAAGUCUUCAGUUACAAAGACGGACGAAGACUGUCACGCCAAAACUACUUAGCGAUGAAAGUAUCGAGUUUGGAACAGGCACUUGCUGGGCUUGGAAAUGAAUUUGGGUCCGACAGAACUCUGACACGGGAAGAUAUUGAAGACGUGCAUACUAUACAAAAGACAUCACUCGUUUAUCACGCACGAAUGCUACGUUCGCAAACACGUGACUCGUCAGACAAGUACCAUGAGAGAUUCAAUGCGCAACUACCCGUGAUUGGUACUCGUGUGGUUAGAGGGCCUGAUUGGAAUCAUGGAGACCAGGAUAAGAAUGGACCUGGAACAAUCGUUGGCCACGCGGUAGAUGAUGCUGUUGUCUGGGUACAAUGGGAUGCGAAACCUAAAUUAGGUUGGUAUCGAUAUGGAGAAGAAGGCUUUGGUGUUCUUAUUUCUGAUGAACCAAGACAGAUUCCUCCAGGCGAGAUAAUAGCCGUAGGAUGUCAGGUCAAACCAUGUCCAAACGCUAAAAUAGAAGGUGUGCAUGCUUGGAACACGGGAGUUGUUAUCAAAGUGAAUCCACCGAAGGCUCACGUACGAUGGAAAAACGGGAAACGGGGAGAUUAUUUCUACGGUGUUGAUAGAAAAGCCGAAAUAGAACUCAGUUCCAUAUCCAAUGAAAGAAGCGGAUUAGGUGCUGUCGAAAUACCUCUUUCAAAGAGGAAGAGCAAUAAAAUCAAAAAGAAAGACACUGUUUGAUCGAUAAAAUGUGUAUUACCACAUUAAUGUGCAAAUGAGAGGUUUAUUUAUCGUUUUCAGAAAUAUUAUUUCAUGUAAUUUCCUCAAGUAUAUGUAAGCUUGACGAUGUUUCGUGUGCGAUGUGUCUGUGUGGCAGUUUUGACUUAAAAUGUGCGGAUCCUUGAACCAAGAAUUGGUUCAGUGGUGAUGAAUUUAGUUUAAAAUGGUAUAUCAUUGAAUAAGAAUUUGUAAACUAUGGUAAUAAGGCCGCAUAUGCAAGCAUUUGUUAUUGUGUAUUUAACUAGUUUUUUAAUGCAUGAAUUGAAUUGAAAUGUAUGUUCUGCGUCGUACUUAUCAAAAAGUGACCUCUUAACAUUUGGUUUCUUAGUGUCGGGGCAUAUAAUUUAUAACUAACCGCGUUCAUUCAACUACAAGUCGGCUCAGGUCGACACAAGUUAACGUAUACGGUACGAUUAAUUGUCAACCAUUUCUUGUGUUUGACAAUUGGUAUGAUUACACACUUGUAAAUAGUAGCACGCUUCAGUGCUUCCGAAUCGAGUGCGCAUUUUCCACCAAAUUAUCUACAAUAAUUUCAUUUCCGUUAUCACACAUCUCUUUAAGAAAAAGAUGGACAGAUCUUGUGCAGCUAAAUAAAUAAUCAAUAUACAGUUAUCACUGAACAGAAACAGAAUAUUCUAUAGCAGGCUUUCAUGUCUUCUCAUCCUUUUUAAUGUUUAUGAAGAUGUGGGAGAAUAUUAUAACAGGCACAAUACGUUUGCGAGGUACAUUUCAACGUUAAACUAAUUAUUAAAGGUUUACGUACAUAGAAACAAAUUGACAGUGACAUGUAAACGCCAAUGUCGAAUAAUAUGGUAUUGGGCAUCGAGAAAGUUUCAAACUUGGCUAAAACUGCGAAGAAAACAGCAAGUACAAAUAUGAUUCAAUUUAUAAAAUUUAAAACUAAAUAAAUCUGGAAUACUAAUGAAAAAUAUGCAUUAUUUAUGAUUUUAUAUUAUUCCAUUUAACAUUAAAACAAUGGAAAAAACUAUAACGAUAUACAUAUAAUAGUUAAUGAGCAAACAUGGAUUUGAAUUAUUGUUAAAUGAACGAACAUUAUAAUAUGCUUGGUAAUACUAGACGGAGCUAUCAAAUUAAAACGAGGCGACAAAACACAGAAGCUAUAAUAUUUCUGUAUUGUUAUUGAUACCCUUUGUUUGCCAGUUAUUAGGUUUCGUAUGAAUAUUUGUUUCAACCACUUGGUCUAUCUUGUAGACGUUGUUCUUCCUUGUGCCGGUUUGUGAUCCGCCAAGGCACGUCAUUGUAUUCUCACACUGUUCUAUGUGCAUUUCAUGUUAUUGUGUGUCCUCUUAUGCAUUUACACUUUUAUUCGUAUUGUUUCACGUUGUUUUAUGCAUUUUAAAUGAAUGUGUCUUUGUACUGUACACAUGUUGUUCAUGACACGUAAUUUCAGGCUAAUGCUGUUACGGGUUCUGAGUCAACAGUACAUUAUCAUGGCUUCAUGCAAGAUGUAUGUAUUGUAUGAAUGUAUUUAAAUGGGGCUUAUUUGCAUUUUUUUCUGUGUAAUAUAAGUGCGUCCUUAACGAAUAGUAAGUAUUCCUUUCUUUGUUUUAUCAGCUAAUCAAAUAGGUUAUGUUAGGUUACUUUACAUAUUCUGUUAAUGUGUCUAUCUAAUAAAAGGAUGAUAUAUUUUA